Molecule: messenger RNA, 669 nt
Organism: Pelmatolapia mariae (spotted tilapia)
Lineage: Eukaryota; Metazoa; Chordata; Actinopteri; Cichliformes; Cichlidae
Gene: borcs7
Product: BLOC-1 related complex subunit 7
Exons: 5
Coding region: 22-333 (103 amino acids)
Cellular component (GO): BORC complex
Source: RefSeq, a predicted model, not a curated record
AUCGCUAGCCAAAAUAGAAACAUGGCUUCAGCUGAUCCCCAGCCGCGGUUCGGCCAGUCUGUCAAAGGCUUGUUAUCCGAUAAAGUGGGCUCCUGCAGCGGGGAUGUUAUCGCGUUGACACGUCAAGUGCUAAAAGGAUCCCGCAGUCAGGAGCUUCUCGGUCAAGCAGCAAGAAGCAUGGUGAUUCAGGAGGAUGCUAUCCUGCACUCUGAGGAUAGCCUGAGAAAAAUGUCCAUUAUCACCACACAUUUACAGUACCAGCAGGAGGCCAUUCAGAAGAAUGUGGAGCACUCGAAAAACCUGCAGGACCAGCUGAGACACCUGUUGAAGUAACGGAGAGGCUUGAUGCUGAGCUGGACAGGACAUGCUGUGUUUACACAGUCUGCAGACAGCAUCACAGGGCACUGUUAGACUUUUAGUUCAAAUGAAACAACAUUUGAAGGGAGGUGCGUCUCUGCAUCAGUGAAACACUGUGGGAUACUUUCUGACCAACAUAAAAUGCUGUGUUCAUUAAAGUUGCUGUCACCCUGGCUUCACAUCAAACAGCACACAUGCUUCUGUCAUACUGGGCUAUAUGUACAUGUGUGGGAGGCGUGUAUGACAAUAACAUCAAGGUAAAAAAUCAAAGACCUUAAUAAAAGUAAAAGUACAAAAUGACCUAGUCCAUUG